GUCAAUGUUACAGGAAUCACUAACAACUUGAGUUAAAUGUAUAUGGGAUAUAGGCUCCUCUGGCUAUAGGCUCCUUGGUUUAGUGAGAAAAAUUGACAACAAACAGGACAAUUAAUUUGCCUCUACUUUGGCUUGCCAGAGGUAUCAUGAAAGGUCUCACAUGGACUUAAUGCGUGGACUCCUUGCUGCCAUGGGCUUUGAUUGUUCCCGACGUGCAAAAUCUACUGCUCAGAGGUGAGUGGUUGCCACUUUGUGUAACUUAGGCUAUAUAAUGCUCAGACAAAGAGAGUUAUAGUAAAAAGUUGUAACAUUUACAUGUUCAGUUUAAAAGCUAUAGCCUCUUAUUCCCCUACAUAUUCAUUUGGACAGUGAAGCUACCACUUUUAAUUAGGCUUUAUACUCCAGCAUUUUGGAUUUGAGAUCACAUAUUUCAUGAGGGACAAUACAGAAUGUCACCUUUUAUUUUAGGGUAUUUUCAUACAUAUCUGUUUUACCUCCUCUGUUAUUGGUAAUGGUGAGAGGUUAGCAUGUCUUGGAGGUAUGAUCUUUGUGCCUGUAACUUUCUCUCUCAUCAUUAUUUGUGAUUCAUACAUGAUUAUCCGUAAUCAUGGUAGCAUCCACAUUAAUGUAGAAGUGUUCAGAAACGUAUUUACUUAUUUACAAAAAAGUGACUCCAAAAUGACACAAUACAUUAUUAUCCAUUCAUUUCUAUUGGGCACAACAUAAUCCAAAACACAACCAAAACAAACUGCAAAUGCUUCUAAGUUUGUCGAGUCACAAGCUUGACAUAGUCAUUGCAUGCUAGGAAUAUGGGACUAAAUACAAAACUUUUGAAUACUUUAAUACAGUGAAUUUGUCUAAAUACUUAUGACACCUUCAAAUGUGGGGACUAGAUACAUAAAGUGCUUUAAUUUCUAAAUGGUUAAACAGAUAAAUACCCUCCAAUAAAAGAUGACAUUCUGUACUGUCACCACAUAUGAAACAUUUGAUCUCAAAUCCAAAAUGCUGGAGUAUAGAGCCAAAUUAAAAGUUUUACCUUCGCUGCCCAAAUAAAUACAUAGGGGAGUGUAUACUGUAUAUUAUAAGACUGAAAUUAAUGGUAGCUAGGUCUUUUUAAGAGGUAAUUAACAUUUGUUUCCUUCUUCCUCCUGAAACAGCUCACAAGCGGAGGUGACAGUGGUACAUGUUGCCAGGAAGGAGAGCAGCCCUCAGACCUGUAGUCUUUCCCUGGACCUCGACACACCGCACUGCCAAAGCUGCAUCUCCUACGAGGCUCGGCUGCAGCGCCUGGUCUGCGGACACUUCUACUGUGACCAGUGCAGAGGCUGCAUCAUUAACCAGGCUUUCAAGGACAUCGAGGGCCUCUCGGACUACCCCUGUCCUAUGUGCAACUCUAUCCGUCAGCUGGGAGGCACAGUGCCUGAGCCACGGCUCUGCAGUAAUAGCCCCCCCACUGUGUCUGUGGGCUUCAACGAUCCCUCCUCCCCCACAUCCUCACCUUAGCUCUACUAAUGCAGGUCAUCAGGGAAGAGGACUCUGGGAAUUGAAGUAAGAAAGUAGAAAGCCACUUUGUAGUCUGUUUAGUGGAAAAACAGACUUAAUCAGAGAUUCUGUUUUUUUUUCUUUCAGAUUUCUUUUAGGAGAACUGACUUUUUCAUGAGGAAGUGUGCUCCAGCAAACUACAUUUGUAUUUUCUUUAUUUCUUUCAUAAUGGAUGACAGUGAGGGUUGUUUUUGGCUGCUUUAUUGCAUUUUAUGUAUAUAAAUCUAAAUACAAACCUACAUUGAGUAAAAAAGUAACAAUUUAAAACUGGUCAUAUAAAAUACAUAAGGAUUGUAUAAAACAAACAAAGUUUAUAUAGAUCACAUUUUGUACAAAUGGAUUUAUGUAUCAUGCACAUCUUGAUAAGCGAGAAGGCAGGGUAAUAACAUGACUGAACAGUCUAUAAAAAGAUUGCAACCUGUGUUAAAAGGAAUAACACCCAAACAUUAGUCCCAAGUUAUAUUAAGUGUCGCUAAAACAUGUAUUUACAUGGUAAUUACACAGACAGGUUUAGUGUAAUUACAGUGUAGGUACACAUUUGAACAAUUUGGUUACAAAUUACAUUUAUAAAACUGAAAUUGGACAACAUACUCUUACAACAAUGUGAACAACAUACCUGCCAAUGUAAUUAAUAACCAUGUAAGAUUGGUUGUUUUAGCUACACUUUAUAUAAAAGUGGGACCCUAAACAUUAAACAACUUAAUUCCGGAAGUACACAAAGCAAA
Molecule: messenger RNA, 2267 nt
Organism: Coregonus sp. 'balchen'
Lineage: Eukaryota; Metazoa; Chordata; Actinopteri; Salmoniformes; Salmonidae
Source: the annotation of a GenBank genome assembly